UUGCUUCUUUCAGUGCAGUUGCACAGGCACACAGAACAGGAAAUAAGAGGGAGGCAGACGAGCAGAAAUUAUACAUAUAAGCAGCAAGCUGAGCUCUGGCCGCUCAGAUACUUAGGUGCUGCUUCAAGGCUGUGAAGCACGCCUGGAAAACCAAUGACAGGGAAUGCUGGGAGACAGAGAUAAGUUUCAAAAUGUCUUCUGUGCAUCCACGUUAACUGGGAGUUGAUGCCGCUGCACCAGAGCAUGGAGCUUGUGUCAGUGAAGUAUGAGUAUGAGUACACAGCCAAAGAUGGUCGCCAAGUGUCCAUCAAGCCUAAUGAAAGUUACAUCCUGGUCUGCAAGACUAAUGAGCACUGGUGGCACGUCCGCAAAGACCAGAACACCAGGCCCUUUUAUGUUCCUGCACAAUACAUGGAGGUGCUCUCAGCAUCCAGCGGAGACCAUCCUGGUCCUAAUAAGCUGAAUCCAGCUGGGCGUGUGACUGUCAGUAAGCCAGCUGACAUAAAGGAUACGACUGACAUAAAGCUACGGAAAGGGGCAACAGAGAGCCGUCUAUCAUUUCAGGAUGCUUCAAGAGAGACCUACCGCUUCUCUACUUUUGGUUUCUGUGACGGCAUACCAGAUGUGAAGCCAGAUGCACAGACUAAUGCCACCUUUGCACACCCGCUGAAUAAUCUAAAAAAACACAACUCAGCACCUCCAACGGCCAAAGGCCCUGAGCUGUAUGCAAAACCUCAUCCUGCACCAAAGGUCAUAAACGAACAGCAACAGUCAAAAAGCUCACUGCAGGAUGAAACAGCAGAACAGACCUCUGUGCAUGAUGAGGACACGGAUUUUCCUCUACCCCCUCCGCCCACAUAUGACACCAUACCAGAGCUUAUCGUCACAGAGUCUGACACUUUUCCCGAGCCGCCUUCUCCUGUCGCUUCGGCACACAUGGCGCCCACAGAGAGGGUCGAUCAAUCUGCGGAAAAAGCUUCUACACAUGCCCCUCCCACUGAGCAGGUGCAGGAUGAAAGUCUGCGCUCAGCAGUGUACGUCAAUGUAGCACAGCUCCGGAAAAGCAUCUCAGAGUCUCCCCCCUCUGCGCCCUCGUCCUUCUCUCCUUCCUGCCUUGACCCAGAGGGAUGGGAGGUGCAUGUUGACCAGGAAAGUGGACAGGAAUAUUACUACCACCCCGCCACGGGGCGCACCACCUGGGACAGCCCUUUUGUAGACCCCUCCACAGAGCCUGAAUCACUCCCUGCAGAGGAACCUUAUUCCCCCUCACCUCCUCAGUCUCCUACCCUUUCUCUGUCCACCGCCUCCCCACCUGCGUGGACCUCAGACUGGGAGCAGUUAGUGGAUGAGACCAGUGGUCGCCCUUACUUCUACAACCCAAUGUCUGGGGAAACAUCUUGGGAGCUUCCGGAGCAGCCUCAGAGCCCCUACCCUCCUCUGAUGGAGCCUAUGAGCGUGCACAGGUUUCACGAGGAUGAGCCGCCUCCUUUACCUGAGGAGGACUACCCCUCAGAUGAUUACCCAGCUGCAGAUCCGCCAGAGGGCUACGAGGACGCCCCUGCCACGGGACCUCCUCAGCCACUCUCUAAAGAGUACGCUUUCAGCCACGUGACCCGGCCCAUCAUUCCUAGGGCCAACCUGGACCGCAGCACCCCAGCUGGUUGGAACCUCACUGUGGAACAAGAUGGGACGUGGGUGUUUACCAGUGAAAACUCUCCAGAUCAGUGGAUCAAGUCUUUGGAUGAUCAGGGGCAGACCUACUACUACCUGAGAGAUGGCUCCAAGUCCCUGUGGAGCCUUCCUGAGGCCCCUUUAGCUCAUGGCCACACCAGGAUGGAGAAUGGUGUUGAGACAGAUGGCAUCUCUGUCAUCAAAAACUGGAGACACACCAUGGGACCUGUUCCGAACAGCUCUGCCCAGGACGAUGGGAGGUUCGCCCCAACUCACAGGAGGAACACGUCAGACCACAGCUCCAGCGACAGCUCAUCUAACUCUCCUGAGACGCAGCAUAAUGUGCAGAACUUGGAAAAAGCUGGAAUUCUUAACAAAACAAAAGUGUCUGAGAAUGGAAGGAAAGUACGAAAAAACUGGGCCCAGACAUGGACUGUUCUCCACGGAGGGGUGCUGACGUUCCACAAAGACCCAAAAUCUGCAUCAUCAGGGGCCUCGAACAAGACCAAUCACAUUGUCCCGGAGGUUGCGGUGGAUCUACGUGGAGCAACAAUUGGCUGGGCCACAAAGGACAAAUCCAGCAAAAAGAAUGUUUUAGAGUUAAAAGGAAAGAACGGCGUGGAGUUUCUGUUACAGUAUGACACUGAAAGCAUCAUCAGUGACUGGCAUAAAGUCUUAAUGGACACAAUACGGCAGCUUGAGUACCAGGAACAUCAUUCUGAGGAGGAGGAUGGAGACCUUUAUGAAAAGAUCCCCAACAUAGAUGAAAAGGCGGGAGGCGGCAUAGACAAGAGGAAAUCCAGAGCAAGCGUCACAAGUACAGGUGGACCCAGCACUGCUGGUGAGGACCAGAAGAAGGUCCGAACCAAACUGAUGAAGUUCCUCAUGAAGCGUCCCACGCUGCAGACGGUCAAAGAAAAAGGCUACAUCAGAGAAAAUGUCUUUGGUUGUGAUCUUGCAACACUGUGCUCACAUGAGAAGACCACUGUUCCGAGUUUUGUGCAGAAAUGUAUUCAUGCAGUAGAACGGAGAGGUUUGGACAUCGAUGGACUCUACAGAGUCAGUGGGAACCUCGCUGUCAUUCAGAAACUGCGCUUCAAGGCCGAUCAUGAUGAGCUGGACCUCGAGGACGGUCAGUGGGAAGAUGUUCACGUCAUCACCGGAGCACUGAAGUUAUUUUUCCGGGAGCUGCCUGAGCCGCUUUUCCCAUACAGCCACUUUAAUAAGUUCAUCUCAGCCAUCAGAAUUCCUGAUAACCACACAAAACGGAAUCAGAUGCGUGACCUCAUCGAGUCACUUCCGGAUCCAAACCAUGACACAAUGCGGCUCCUUUUUGGGCAUUUACACAGAGUUAUUGAAUAUGGACAGGAUAAUCGUAUGACUGUACAGAAUGUGGCAAUCGUGUUCGGCCCAACGCUGCUUCGGCCGGAGAUGGAGUCUGGGAAUAUCGCCAUGUACAUGGUCUUCCAGAACCAGAUAGUGGAGUUCAUCCUGAAUGAAUAUAAUUAUCUCUUCCAGUAAACGAGCUCGUGGUACAGACCCAGGCCAACGUGUAAAUGUUUUCAAGUUGUUUAAAGAGCUAGAUUUACCUUUGGAUUUGCACAUCAGCAGCUUCAGUGUGUAUCCUGGAAAAUUAAACUCCUUCUGUAAAAUAUGUGAAAGGCUCCUUCAAGUUUAAUCAGACUAGGAGAGGGAUUUUCAAGUGCUCUUUGCUGAGGAUGUUUGAAGCAUGUUUAACCACUGUUUUAUCUGGAUUUUCUCUGUCGUGUGCAGCUUACACUGUUAGGACCUUCUUUGGCAGUAUUGCAGCUACAUGGGUGUAGACAGGCGUGGUUUGGUUUACCGUCCCAAAGCCACUGAAUUGCUCCCCCUCCCCGAGGCUCUGGGAGUCGAAAUCUCACAGGUCACUUUCUGCAGAUUUUAUUGCUUUUUUUUUGUUUGUUUGUUUGGGUUUGUCUAAAUCUCAGUGAUAAUAAAACUAGUAGGUCAAACUUGGAAAAAAGCAUUAAUGCCCUCUUUAGCAGAUGAUCUUUUAUUGCUUUUAUCUUUAUUUUUUAGAAAUUUGAGGUAUAUCACUCAUGGCAAUAUCUGAGAUUUUAUUCUAAUAUUCUUUCUUCUUUUUUCAGCCUCAUUUUCACCCACGAAUUUUAUUGUAAUAUAGAAAUGUAUAAAAAAUAAAUAUUAAUACUUCCUGUUGUGAAGUAGAUGAUGGAGACUUAGAGUACUUGUGCAACCUGUAGAUUAUUUUCCACUGAAAACAUAAUUUUCCAAUUGUUCUGUACUUGAAGAAAAUGUUUAACAGCAUAGAGUUAUAAAGUAGCGACAGUCUGGAGUAAAGUCAGAAGAGAAAAUUUGAUUUUAGAAAAAUGUAUGACAUGUAAAUAGAUCUAGAUGGCAUAUUUAUGCUGAAAGUUGGUGAAAUGCACAAGUUAUCUCAUAAUAAAAUAA
Archocentrus centrarchus (flier cichlid) is the source of this 4119-nucleotide messenger RNA. RefSeq names its product Rho GTPase activating protein 27 (gene arhgap27). Gene Ontology annotation, molecular function: protein binding. The coding region runs from base 226 to 3192 and encodes 988 amino acids. The record is from RefSeq and is a predicted model, not a curated record. Gene Ontology annotation, biological process: signal transduction; regulation of GTPase activity. The transcript is spliced from 18 exons. NCBI's taxonomy places the organism in Eukaryota, Metazoa, Chordata, Actinopteri, Cichliformes, Cichlidae. Gene Ontology annotation, cellular component: cytoplasm.